Molecule: messenger RNA, 1735 nt
Organism: Melanaphis sacchari
Lineage: Eukaryota; Metazoa; Arthropoda; Insecta; Hemiptera; Aphididae
Exons: 2
Coding region: 26-1699 (557 amino acids)
Source: RefSeq, a predicted model, not a curated record
CAAUAAAUUAACUGAAAGUGUCAUCAUGAAUUUUUUAUUGUGUUUUUCUUUAGUUUGUGCCGUGGCAAUUGCCAAACCAAUGGAUGAAGACAAAAAAUCAGAACAACUGCCUACAUCGCUUAGCACCAAAAACGAGACUGUAUCGAACUACAGAGUAGAAAGUCAUGAUAAAAUAUCUCCGAUAGUUCAGGUUUUUUCCGAAUCAAACGAGAAUAAUGAAUCAAAAUCCGAUGAAUUAAAAAUCACAGAUGAUAAUCAACCAAAACUUGCAUAUGAUUCUACUAUCAAUCAGGUUAAUCCAUCUACGUACCCAUCUCAAUUAACUAGCAUUCAUAACACUGAUUUAAGUUAUCCAAUAAACACGGAAAAUGAACAAUACAGAUCAGUUGCUUCCGAGUAUCCUUCAGUAGCUUAUAAGUCAUACGGAUCAAGCUCAGAAUCGUAUAGUCCGUUAGGAUCACCGGGAUUAGUUUCUUCUUCAUACCCGUUAACGUCAUAUGGGUUAAGACCUGAAUCAUAUGGACAUUCAGGGUCAAAUGGAUUAUCAGGAUCAUAUUAUGGAUUGUCCGAAUCAUAUGGGCCAUCAGAAUCAUGUGGUUCUUCACUACCCUCAGUUAUGCCAACAUCUUAUUUUAAUCCUAUUCCUUGUCAAGGUGGCAUUGCCCAACAAAUAAUUCAUAAGCCCGUUGUUACAGAAUUACAAGAAGUUAUUCACAAACCAAUAAUUACAGAAGUACAAGAAAUUGUGAACAAGCCUGUUAUCUCGGAAGUCCAACAAGUCAUACAUAAACCACUUUUCACUGAACAUAUUGGUCUCGGUCCAUCUUACCAUGGAUAUCAAAAACAUGUUAUCAACCAACCUAUUUACCAUAAGCCCACUAAACAUUUUGUUCGUCAACCAGUGUCUCAUACAGCAACUAUUCACUUAGCUGAUAAAUAUGAACAACAUGUCAGUAACGGUCACAGUAUUUGUGAACAAGAGACUGGUUCUCCAUACGGUUUUACAGGAUCAUCGUAUCCUAUUACAUACGGGCCAGGAAUCAACGUUGCACAAGCAAGUGGACAAUAUAAAUCAGCUGCGUCCAGGCCUAGUGUUGCACCUUAUGAUACAGGUAUAUCUACAUCGGAUUCUUCGAGUUACUCUUUAUUACGUGGUUCAACUCCAUACCGUUACCCUUUAAUAUCUUCUGUUCAAGAUUCAAACAGAUACGCCACUUCUGGUCCAAUUGGUUACUCUGAUCCAACUUCUUCAUUUAGCUAUUCAUCAUUGCCGUCAUAUAACGAAUUAGGUUCAAUAAGUAAUGGAAAACCUUAUAGACAACAGAUUGCUACUUUCAAUACUGGUAAAAAUGGACCAUACAGAAGUUCUGAAGAAAGUUCACAACUUAAAGCUGCAGAACAGAUUAUGUACGAUAAGUUCGUGCCAUAUACACAACAAUUAGAUGGUAACCAACAAUAUUAUGAUAACCAGUUUCAACAAAAAUUCUCAGGAUUUCGACAACAAAGGGGGAGGAGCAAUGAAGACCAAAAACAAAUUAAAAUGGAUGUAGAUGCUAUAGCUAAGCAAAUUGAGAAGAAUCCUGAAAUGAGAAAACAAUUAAUAAAAAUAAUUACAGAAAGCAUUUACGUUAGUGACCAAAUGACACAACCCAAUAAGAAACAAAAAGAUACAAAAACUCAAUCAUUGCCACUAAUAUAACAUUAUAUAGCUAAUGUAUAAAUAACUUUUAAAAAA